Etheostoma spectabile (orangethroat darter) is the source of this 7266-nucleotide messenger RNA. RefSeq names its product CLIP-associating protein 1. Gene Ontology annotation, molecular function: kinetochore binding; microtubule binding. The record is from RefSeq and is a predicted model, not a curated record. Gene Ontology annotation, cellular component: microtubule organizing center; kinetochore; cytoplasmic microtubule. Gene Ontology annotation, biological process: mitotic spindle assembly; establishment of mitotic spindle localization. Lineage: Eukaryota; Metazoa; Chordata; Actinopteri; Perciformes; Percidae.
UACGGGACAUGCGAUGAUUUACCAUGACAAGUAAUGCUUCUGUCGUCUUUUAAUCACAGCGAAUGACUUGUGGACGGCCAGCUGAGGGGUUUAUACAUCGAAAUGGCCUGAGGAUUAAGUUGUGUGAAGUAACGCAGUAAAGUGAGUUGUUGCUAGGCAGUAAUGUAAAGUAACGGUAGCCUAGUUUGUGGCCGCAGGCAGCGUCGGACUUUUUUCUUUUUUUCUUUUUUGGGAACAAUUCAGUCCAUCCGGUGAGUGAGUCUCUAACCGGUCCCUGAAUCAAUAACUUAUUAAUUAACACACAAGAAACAGGUGAAUGAAGUGCAUUGUGAAAAGCAGCCCUCCCCUGCAGGAUGUUAUGGUGCUCCUUCACCAGCGUUAGCAUGCUCUUAAAGAGAAUUACUGCUGUAUAAACGGGGCCAAGUAUCCUACAGCCGGUCCUGGAAACUGUAAGGACUUUGGUGAACAAAACGUGAGGAGAAACAGCUCCUUGGAGGUCUGCUUGUGCGUUUUCUGUCCCAGGCAGCAGCCAUGGAGGAGGAGGUGAGCAUGGAGUAUUUGCUGGAGCAGGUGAUGCAGAAGGACCUGGGGAAGAGGCUCCAGGUGGGCCAGGAGAUCAUGGAGCUCAUCCUGGACGAGGAGAAGUCCCCCGACAUGGAGCGGGACCAGACCCUGCUGGACAGGAUGGUGGACACAGUGGCCAGCUCCUGGGUCAACUCCAGCAACUUCAAGGUGGUUUUAUUUGGGAUGGACAUCCUGUCCGCUCUGGUCAGCCGACUGCAGGAGAGAUUCAGGACGCAGGUGGGAACAGUCCUCCCGAGCCUCAUAGACCGGUUAGGGGACGCCAAGGACCAAGUUCGAGACCAGGACCAAGCGCUGCUGCUGAAGAUCAUGGACCAGGCUGCGAACCCACAGUAUGUGUGGGAGCGAAUGAUGGGAGGCUUCAAGCACAAGAACAACCGGACCAGAGAAGGACUCUGCCUCUGUCUCAUCUCCACCCUCAAUGUGUUUGGCUCUCAGAGUCUGACUCUCAGUAAAAUCGUUCCUCACAUCUGUAACCUCCUCGGAGAUCCCACAAGUCAGGUGCGUGACGGAGCCAUGAGCUGCCUGGUGGAGAUCUACCGCCACGUCGGAGAACGAGUGAGGAUGGACCUGGGAAAGAAGGGUCUGCCUCAGUCGCGGCUAAACGUCAUCUUCAGUAAAUUCGACGAAGUUCAGAGGUCAGGGAACAUGGUCCUUUCACCUGUGUCAGACAAAAACUUUGAGGAUGAAGACUCGGGGGACGGCGGCCGUUCCUUGUCCUCUUCCAAAGGAGCCUCGCUACCUGAGAAGAAGACGGUGAGCAUGGGGUCAUUUCGACGCCAGGCCUCCGCCUCCGGCACCAAGUCUGCAGGGAGGGACGGGUCUGCUGCUGGAGCUGUGGAUGAAGAGGACUUCAUCCAGGCCUUUGAGGACGUCCCCACAGUGCAGAUCUACUCCAACAGGGAGGUUGAGGAGGCCAUGACGAAGAUCCGAGACGUGCUGUCAGACGAUAAGAGGGACUGGGAGCUCCGAGUGGCAGCUCUGAAGAAGGUGCGUUCGCUGCUCCUGGCCGGCGCGGUGGAGUUUGACGGGUUUCCGCAGCAGCUGCGGCUGAUGGAGGCGGCGUUCAAACUGUCCGCAAAGGACCUCCGCUCUCAGGUGGUCAGAGAGGCGUGCCUCACUCUGAGCCACCUGUCGUUGGUGCUGGGCAGCCGGUUCGACCACGCGGCAGAGGCCAUCAUGCCGACCCUCCUGAACCUGGUCCCCAACAGUGCCAAAGUCAUGGCUACCUCCGGCAUCGCCACCAUCCGCCUCAUCCUCCGACACACACACUACCCCCGUCUCAUCCCCAUCAUCACCAGCAACUGUUCCUCCAAAUCUGUGGCUGUGAGAAGGCGCUGCUUUGAGUUCCUGGACCUGCUGCAGCAGGAGUGGCAGACCAGCUCUCUGGAGAGACAUGGAACAGUGUUGAUGGAGACGAUAAAGAAAGGGAUCCACGAUGCAGAUGCAGAAGCUCGCUCCGUGGCCAGAAACCGACCGCUGUCUGUAAAAAACACCUUUGGAGGCGGGACAACGAGAUCCAAAGCCUCCCACACCAGGCCGCCGGCUGCAGCCUCCUCUCCAGGCUCCCUGCAGCGCUCUCGCAGCGACGUAGACGUCAACGCGGCGGCCUCCGCCACCGCCACCGCCCGCACCCGGAUGCCCGCCGUGUCCUCCGCCAUGCAGCCGUCGGCCCCACCCUUCAGCUCGGCCUCGGCCCUCCCCCCCGGGUCCUACGCUUCGCUGGGUCGAGUACGGACCAGAAGAACGAGUUCGGGAACCGGUCCGUCCGUGACAGACACCCGGGGAAGGAGCCGAGGGAAAGUCGUCUCGCAGUCUCAACCCGGCAGUAGGUCAGGUUCUCCGGGCCGCCUGCUGAGCUCCACCUACGGCAGGAUCCCGAGGCCCACCAUGGGCACCGCCCCCCCCACCAGCACCACCACCAGCACCACCAGCACCACCCUGAACGACAAGAGCCGGCCCCGGGGUCACCGUAGCCAUGGCUGCAGCCGAGAGACCAGCCCCACCAGAUCAGGAACGGCCCGGAGCCGAAUCCCCCGGCCAAGCAUGAGUCAGGGCUGCAGCCGCGAAACCAGUCGCGAGAGCAGCCGCGACACCAGCCCCGCCAGGGGUUUCUCCCCCCUGGCGACUCAGCGUCACUCGCGUUCAACCAGCGCCCUGUCGUCUGCAGAGUGCUACUCAGACCGUCUGUCUCAUCAGGCUCGGAUCUCGGCGUCCGUCAACGCCAUGAAAAUCCUCAACACCGGCACCGACGUGGAGGCGGCCGUCGCUGACGCCCUGCUCUUAGGAGACUCGAGGAGUAAGCGGAGGCCGGUGAGGCGGCGCUUCGAGUCUCCGGGAAUGUACUCGGACGACGACGCCAACAGCGACGCCUCCAGCGCCUGCUCCGAGCGCUCGUACGGCUCGCGCAACGGCGGCGCGGCGCCGCACUACCUGCGCCAGACGGAGGACGUGGCCGAGGUGCUGAACCACUGCGCCAGCGCCAACUGGUCUGAGAGGAAGGAGGGUCUGCUGGGCCUGCAGAACCUGCUCAAGAGCCAGAGGAUGCUCAGUCGCGUGGAGUUGAAGAGGCUCUGUGAGAUCUUCACCAGGAUGUUUGCAGAUCCUCACAGCAAGAGAGUCUUUAGCAUGUUCCUGGAGACUCUGGUGGACUUCGUCACGCUGCACAGGGACGACCUGCAGGACUGGCUCUUCGUCCUGCUCACCCAGCUGCUGAAGAAGAUGGGCGCCGACCUGCUGGGCUCCGUCCAGGCCAAAGUCCAGAAGGCCCUAGACGUCACCAGAGAUUCCUUCUCGUACGAGCAGCAGUUCAACAUCCUGAUGCGGUUCAUCGUGGACCAGACCCAGACCCCCAACCUGAAGGUGAAGGUGGCCAUCCUGCGCUACAUCGAGGCGCUGGCCCGCCAGAUGGACCCGGGCGACUUCGUCAACUCCAGCGAGACGCGCCUCGCCGUCUCUCGCAUCAUCACGUGGACGACCGAGCCCAAGAGCUCCGACGUCCGCAAGACCCUUCAUAGCUGGGCAGGGGAGGAUUUCUCAGGCCGACCCAUCAUCGUGGCCUCUCUGCCUGGGGAGGGCAACCUGGAGGAGAGGUGCAAGCAGGCGGCCCAGGUGGUGCUAAUUGCCCUGUUUGAGCUGAACACACCGGAGUUCACCAUGCUGCUGGGCGCGUUGCCCAAAACCUUCCAGGACGGGACCACCAAGCUGCUGCACAACCACCUGAGGAACGCCAGCGCCAACAGCGGCAUCACCAUGGCGUCUCCCGGUAACUCGGCGGGUCGCACCCCCCCGCGGCCGCCCAGCAGCCGCAGCAGCCCGCUGACCUCGCCCACCAACUGCUCCCAUGGGGGUCUUUCUCCCAGUCGGCUCUGGGGCUGGAGCGCAGACGGGCUCUCCAAGCUCCCUCCUCCACCCUUCCCCUCCCCUCUUCCUCCACCCUCCGCCCACUCCUCCGGCAAGGCAGUGCGGCGAGCUUAUUCACCCAGCAUGCUGGAGUACGACAGUGAGAACCUGAACUCGGAGGAGAUCUACAGCUCCCUCCGCGGCGUCACCGAGGCCAUCCAGAACUUCAGCUUCCGCAGCCAAGAGGACCUGGUGGAGCCGCUGAGGCGGGACGGCAAGAGGGACGGCAUGUCCGGAGUCGGGGCGUCCUCGGAGCUCGGCGGUGAGGUGGUCGGUGGAGGACGCACAGCCCUGGACAACAAGACGUCUCUGCUGAAUACGCCCUCGCCGCGCUCCUUUGCCGGCCCGCGUUUCAGGGACUACAACCCGUACAACUACACGGACGGCAUCAGCUCGCUGGACAAAGCUGCCCUGAAGGAGGCGCUGUUUGAGGACGCCGUGGAGCAGCUGCGAGACGGCGGCAGACAAGAAUGUGUGGAAAACAAGAUCGUGAACCCCAAAAGCUUCCCUGCCGUCCCUGCCGAGCAGCUGCAGCUGGUCGGGGAGCUGCUGAAGGAGCUCUCCCAGGGCCAGGCGGGGGACCGGGGACCCGAGGACCGACGGGGGACUCUGCUGGAGCUGCUGAAAGUGGCCCGAGAGGACAGCCUGGUGGUGUGGGAGGAACACUUCAAGACAAUGCUGCUGCUACUGCUGGAGACGCUGGGGGACAAAGACCACACGAUCCGGGCGCUGGCCCUGCGGGUCCUGAAGGAGAUCCUGAGGAAUCAGCCGGCCCGCUUCAAGAACUACGCUGAGCUCACCAUCAUGAAGACGCUGGAGGCGCAUAAGGACAUGCACAAGGAGGUGGUGCGUGCAGCGGAGGAGGCGGCCUCCACCCUGGCGGCCUCCAUCCACCCGGAGCAGUGCAUCAAGGUCCUCUGUCCCAUCGUGCAGACCGCGGACUACCCCAUCAACCUGGCCGCCAUCAAGAUGCAAACCAGGGCCAUUGAACGCAUCGCCAAGGAGCCGCUGCACCAGCUGCUGUCUGACAUCAUACCCGGACUCCUGCAGGGCUACGACAACACGGAGAGCAGCGUGAGGAAGGCCAGCGUCUUCUGCCUGGUGGCCAUCUACUCCGUGAUCGGAGAGGAGCUGAAGCCGUACCUCGCUCAGCUGACCGGCAGCAAGAUGAAGCUGCUCAACCUGUACAUCAAGAGGGCGCAGACCUCCACCAGCAACAGCAGCAGCUCCUCCGACAUCUCGUCCUACUAACACCAACACCACCUCCGUUACGCUUCAAUCAUCUAGAGUUUCAUCAUCUUCCCAUCCAACUUUUUUUCCCAAAUUCUUCCCAUUUCAUUCCUUCAUUUUAUGAAGCUGAAGUCGUCUUCGUGGCUCCAGUUCCUGGACCAUCUUCUUGACAGCGUUAGCUGGUUUUAGGGGGACAGGUUUGCAGGUUUUGAUGAAGAACCAGACCCUCCUUUCUCUUUCACACCAACUAGAGUCAUGAGCCUUAAAACUUGAUCUUCCUCCGAUGCACGGAGGAACCAAGGUGAUCGUAGAAACCAUCCUCUCCUCAUUUCACCAUCUUCUUGGUCAAUCGGAUCUGAAAUGAUCCUGAAAAACAUUUAAAGUUACUUUAGCUUUUACUUUUCAUCUCCUCUAACUUAUAAGAGGUGAAAUCGGGGGAAAAAGUUCAUGUUUUCCCCUCCUCUCAUUGCAGGAGGAAACCUGUAGCUAUCAGUAUUUUUAGUAAUUUUUAGUACCUUUAAUCCACUUCCUUGAACUAUUGUUUUGCUUUGACACAUCAAACCUUAUUGUAUAUUGAAUGUAAAGAGCUUUUGAAUGGAUCUUACCUGUGAAUCUCCUUCCUGAACUACUGCCUCAUUGCACCCGCUGGGUCAGUCUUAAAGGUCCGGGGACGUUUUACCAAUUAGUGCGAAGAAAACGCUCAAAAAGUGGCACUUGUAGUCUUUAAGAGGCCGAAGUCAAGAAGUCGAAAACAUGUCAAAAAUAAAGCGCUUUCAUUUAGAGAUUCGACACCUUUUGAUGAGUAGAACAGUUUGAAUGUAACGUUCCUGCUGUUGCACUUAUUACUAGAAGAGCAACUUAAUCCAACUUAAUGUUAGUUUUUAUUAAAUGAUCAUUUGGCUGGCCAAUGAUUUUAACCACUACGAGGAUUUUAUUGUUUUGGGCCCAACUACCAGCAGAGGAUAGAUGGAUCAGUGUUAUUUAAAUUACAAAAUAUGUUGGUGUUAAGAAAACUAGGACUUCCUUUGUUCUGUGUGACACUUAUCAGUUGAAUUCCCAUUUAAAAAUCUAUAAUAUAAUAUAAUUUAUAACGUUUUAAUUAAACUGCUAGAUGUUUCACACAGGGUUUAACACUAAAUUACAAACAGGAGAAAUCUAUGGACACAAAUUUAUUUAAAUAUAUAUUAUUAUUUAUUAUAAUUAUUGCUCUUUAAAUGGCAAAUAUUUGUCAGAAAAAGGACUUACGUAUUGUCCGUUUACCCUGGAGUUUAAAAAACAGACUUUUAUCCGCGUCGUGACAUCAUUUCAAUUCGUAAAAUUGGAAAUGGUUAAAUUAAACACUAUGUUGUCGUGCAAAACUUUACUGAUAAGAUAAUUCUUGUUAAAAAAAUGGGACCAAACACAUUCUCAUAAUCUCCUCAUCAGCAAAUGGGACAACUGUUGGACAGAAAAGUAGUUUUUAAAUUAGUUAAAGUAGCAACACAACGUUUUUAAUCAACAUUAUUUGACCGUAUAUGAUUAUUUAACCGAUAAGCGUCUCAUGGAACCACUUUUACCAUCUAUACUCUACAUAUUUAAAAUCAUACGGUGACUUUUUAGUCACUCAGCUGAGAAAUACCAAGUAAGGAUUAUUAGGAAAAAUGAAGUAAAACCACUAAAAGACAGCGGUGAUGUUUGUGAAGCUGAAGACCCAGUUGUGUGUAAACUGGGAGGUUAUUGGUUAAGAUGUCUGCUGUCUUACAGGUUACAUAUAUAUAUAUAUAUAUAUAUAUAUAUAUAUAUGGAUGUUAUAUAUUACUCUUAAAAAGGUCAAAAUUGAAGUUUCAAAAGUAGCACAACUGCUUACAACGUAUUCUUGUUUUAAAGAGAUGGUUUCGCAGUUCCUCUGUAUCCGUUGUUCCUAAAUCGAAUGUAUCACGUCACUUGGACCCCUUUUAUUCAAAAAUGUGAACUAUUUAACCGAAAAUCGGACCGAGAGAUUGACAAAUCUGAAUGAUUAGAUGCUACCAAAAAGCCAACUGAUUGAGUUGUGAAAAGUGCCCGCGUCGCGAG